Hyaloscypha bicolor E is the source of this 1958-nucleotide messenger RNA. RefSeq names its product 14-alpha sterol demethylase Cyp51B. Bases 162 to 1685 code for a protein of 507 amino acids. The record is from RefSeq and is a predicted model, not a curated record. NCBI's taxonomy places the organism in Eukaryota, Fungi, Ascomycota, Leotiomycetes, Helotiales, Hyaloscyphaceae. Gene Ontology annotation, biological process: ergosterol biosynthetic process. The transcript is spliced from 3 exons. Gene Ontology annotation, molecular function: oxidoreductase activity, acting on paired donors, with incorporation or reduction of molecular oxygen; iron ion binding; monooxygenase activity.
GGCCGAACAAAUUUCUUUUUUAAGCUUCACAACCAGCCUUCCUUUCGGAACUUUCCCAACACAACAUUGCGCUUCAAACGGAUGUAGAAGUCACUCCUUGAUGCUUGUCAUUUACAGCGCCAGCCAGCAGAUUAUCACAAGGAACUCUGUUCAGCCCAAAUAUGAUGACCAUCAACCCAACCGGAACGCCAGUCUGGGCAGAGAUCUUGAUCAUUCCCAUCGCGCUCAUAGCCCUAUCUAUUGCUCGACACAUAAUACAGCAGUUGCUAUUCCCCAACAAGGAUGAACCGCCUCUGGUCUUCUCUUGGCUUCCUUUUAUUGGGUCAACAAUCGACUAUGGUAUCGAUCCCUACAAAUUCUACUUCAAGUAUCAGAAAAAGUAUGGUAACAUAUUCUCGUUUGUACUCGUCGGAAAGAAACAUACGGUCUGCCUUGGACUAGAAGGGAAUAAUUUUGUGCUUAACAGCAGCGUGAGCGAGAUCAGUGCAGCCGACAUCUACCGAGGCCUUACCCUUCCGAUCUUUGGCAAAGACGUCUGCUAUGAUUGCUCUCCGGCAAAGCUUAUGGAGCAGAAAAAGCUUUUGAAAUACAGCUUGACGGCAGAUAAACUGGACUCCUUCGUCCCCGUAUUUCUCGAUGUAAUGCAGAACUACGUUGAACACGCCGAAGAUUUCCAAGGAAAUGAGGGCGUUUUUGAUGUUGUUGAGUGUAUGGCCGUCACGACUAUCUUCACUGCAGCCGCCUCGCUUCAAGGCAAAGAAGUAAGGGAAAAGCUCGACCAGGGACUUGCUGACCUCUACCACACCCUUGACCUAAGCUUCAUCCCCAUCAAUUUCUACCUUCCUGGAUUACCACUUCCAGUGAACCGAAGAAGGGACGAAGCACAUAAAAAGAUCGCUGCAAUUUACACGAACAUCAUUAAUCGCCGACGAGCGCUCGGGGGCGAAAGUGCCCGCGAAGCAGACGACGACAUGAUAUGGAGCCUAAUGCGCUCAACCUACAAAGAUGGCACACCUGUUCCAGACCACGAAAUCGCAAACCUGAUGAUCGGCCUCCUCAUGGCCGGACAGCACAACGCCUACUCCGUCGGCUCCUGGAUCUUAUUCCGGCUCGCGUCACGUCCUGAUAUCCAAAAAGCGCUAUACCAGGAACAGAGGGAAGCUCUUGGCACCGACCUCAUUAUUUCAGCUAGAAGAGAUCUUGUGAGCAAGCUUCCUCUGCACAAAAUGGUUGUUCGCGAGACACUACGUCUUCACGAUCCGAUUCACACUGUCAUGCGAGCCGUCAAAGUACCAUUAACAUUCACUUCCACGUCUCGGUCGUAUAAAAUCCCCACUUCCCACGUCCUAAUAUCAGCCCCUGGUGUGACCGCCCAAUCUGCAGAGUAUUUUCCCGAGCCAGACAAGUGGGAGCCGCGAAGGUGGGAAGCGAUGACUGAUUUUCUGGAAAGGGGGGAGAAGCGAGGUGCUAUGUCCGCUUUUCUGCCGUUUGGAGCGGGGAGACAUCGCUGUGUGGGAGAGGAGUUUGCCUAUUUGCAGUUGUGUACAAUUAUUGCUUAUAUGGUGAGGAAUUUUGUGUUUAGGCCAAUGGAGGGAGAGGGGGUUCCGAAGACGGAUUAUACGGCUAUGCUUACGAGGCCAGUCUUGCCGGCUAGGUUGCAGUGGGAGAAAAGAUCUAAGGAGUAAGUUGUGAAGCAAGGGAGUUAAUAGAUAGUUUUCAGUUAGCGAUUCAUGGCGGCCUUACCCAGCCGGGGCGUUUUUCUCGAGUGAUUGAUUUGAAUUGAAGGUUGCCAAUCGAUGUGAGUGGGUUUUUCUGGGGUGGACAGAAAGUCAGACGUGAAUAUGUCAAGUGGGGAGUAUACUCUUAUUCUGACGGCUGAAGCAUUACCAAAUAUAGCAUAUCUGGAUUUUGACACGUGGAGUGAGUCUUUGUCAGAUUUUCCCCGUUAAGCCGAGAAC